This is a messenger RNA of Heteronotia binoei (common prickly gecko), 3675 nucleotides long. RefSeq names its product decapping mRNA 2 (gene DCP2). Gene Ontology annotation, biological process: nuclear-transcribed mRNA catabolic process, nonsense-mediated decay; deadenylation-dependent decapping of nuclear-transcribed mRNA. NCBI's taxonomy places the organism in Eukaryota, Metazoa, Chordata, Lepidosauria, Squamata, Gekkonidae. The transcript has 11 exons. Bases 138 to 1391 code for a protein of 417 amino acids. Gene Ontology annotation, molecular function: manganese ion binding; 5'-(N(7)-methylguanosine 5'-triphospho)-[mRNA] hydrolase activity; RNA binding. Gene Ontology annotation, cellular component: cytoplasm; P-body. The record is from RefSeq and is a predicted model, not a curated record.
CUUUCUUCUCAAGCGGCGGUCCGGCCUUUUCCUGUAAGUCCUGCUCUGUGUGUCUCUUUCUUUUCCCUCCCUCUUUGGUCUCCUCUUGCGCGCUACUUUGGGCCCCGCUACGUCGGGAUGAGCCCCGCUGCUUCUCCAUGGAGACCAAGAAGGCCGAGAUUCCCAGCAGCGUCCUGGACGACCUGUGCAGCCGCUUUAUUUUGCACAUUCCCAGUGAGGAACGAGACAAUGCUAUCAGAGUAUGUUUUCAGGUUGAGCUUGCCCAUUGGUUUUAUUUGGAUUUCUACAUGCAAAACACACCAGGAUUACCUCAGUGUGGGAUAAGAGAUUUCGCAAAAGCUGUUUUCAAUCAUUGCCCUUUUUUACUGCCUCAAGGUGAAGAUGUGCAGAAAGUUUUAGAUGAAUGGAAAGAGUAUAAAAUGGGAGUGCCAACAUAUGGUGCGAUUAUUCUUGAUGAGACUCUUGAAAAUGUGCUCCUGGUUCAGGGUUACUUAGCAAAGUCUGGCUGGGGAUUUCCAAAAGGAAAAGUGAAUAAAGAGGAGGCGCCACAUGACUGUGCUGCUAGAGAGGUGUUUGAAGAAACUGGUUUUGAUAUAAAAGACUAUAUCAAUAAAGAUGAUUAUAUUGAACUAAGAAUCAAUGAUCAGGUGGCACGUUUGUACAUCAUUCCAGGUAUUCCAAAGGACACAAAAUUUAAUCCUAAAACAAGAAGAGAAAUUCGGAACAUUGAAUGGUUCUCGGUUGACAAACUGCCUUGCCAUAGGAAUGAUAUGACCCCAAAGUCCAAGCUAGGUUUGGCACCUAACAAGUUUUUUAUGGCUAUUCCCUUCAUCAGACCAUUAAGAGAUUGGCUUGCUCGACGGUAUGGAGAUUCCUCCGAUAGUGACAAUGGAUUCUCAUCCACUGGUAGCACACCACCUAAACCAAGCACAGAAAAAAUGAGAUCAAAGCUUCAUUUUAGCCAGCAAGUGCCGGCAGAUGGUCCUUCAGGAGAUCAGUGGACAAAGCACAGACAGCUACAGCAACAAAAGCCAUACAACAAUCAUUUUGAGAUGUCUGAAACUUUAAAACUAAAGAGCAUACGAGGCAAUGGCAGAAAGCAAUACCAAGACACUCCUAACCAAAAGAAGAGAGCAAAUGGUGUCCAUAGUCAGCCAGUUAAACAGAAUCAAACUUUGAAAUGUGAAAAGAAGUUGCAUCCAAGAAAGCUUCAAGAUAACUUUGAAACAGAAGCUACAUAUGAUGUUUGUUGUGCCAGUGAAGACCACCAACUCCUAGAACACGGACAAUCGGUGUCAUGCAAUGGCCAUUGCAAGUUCACUUUCUCCUCACGAGCUUUUCUGGGCUUCAGGUUUGACCACGAUGCUAUCAUGAAGAGUUUUGACCUCUGACAGACGAACAAGUAUCAGAACAGGAAACUGCCUGGGUGCAGUUGAGUGGGUUUCCUAAAUCCAGCCUUGAUCCUUUCUCAGGUUUUUAAGCAAUGCAGGGACCUAGUGAUGGGCUGUGAGGCUUUGUUGUCAUUGCAGUAUGGAAGAGGUAUCAUACAGUGUUGCACUUUAAAUGCAGUAUAGCUUUUACCUACAGAAAUUCUUUCCAGUGGUUGAUGUGCUAGUUCUCAACUAUGCAUUACAGGGCAUUUUUAAAAAUUUGUUUAAAUUGCUGUGUGUUUUUAGAGUUAAGGAGUAUUUUAGCAUUAGUACUAAUUUAGGCAUUUAAAUUGCUCUGAUGCACAGUUGCUUGUGAGUUUCCCAGAUUUCACAACAAGAUGGCAACCCAAACAAAACUUAUGUGGACACCAGGGUUAUCUGGAUUUAUGUAGCCCUUUAUGACUCUUGCAGGCUAAAGGCAAACUUCUGUUUUGUUCUUCAGAAUCAUUAUUCUGGCUAGAUGGUAGCUAGAUUCUCCUUUUAUUUGUUGCACUGUACUGGAACUCUUUGUAUAGGCAUAUCAUUUUACAUUGUGUUAAUAUCAAGAAAUGCUGGAUUCUGGUCUUAACCAGCUUUUGAGUUUCGUUGUGCUUUGGCAGUGGUGUUAGCCAUGGCCAGUUUGCUUUUCAUGUGCUAGUAUUAUUGUUUCUCUCUUUUGAAAUGUCUAUUCAAAAUACCUUCUACUAGAAAAAAAUUGCAUCUAUGAAGAUUUAACAAAAAAAAAGGAGGAUUUUGGGAAACAACUUAACUGUAUAGAAUGUAAACUAGCCUUUUAAGGUUCUGCAGUGGACAAAUUCAACUUAUGGCCAAGACAAGCCAUGCCAAUUCAACACUUAAUCUGGUUUGUAAUUGUGCCACAGUUCUCUUGCAGCAAUGUAUCCAGUAGUAUUUUGACUGACAUACAAUGAGCUUAUUAUUUAAGAAGUAGAUGCAGAUACAUGAGGAUUCAACAGUUCAAAUAUGUAUAUCAAAAUGUGAAAAGGGGUAGUUAAAGAGAACAGACUGGAAGAUAACUGUAGUAGAAAUGAUUACCCUGCAAUUGUGCUGAAUGAACGUUUGAAUAUGUGAAUGUAACUUUCCUGCAGAACUGCUGAUAGAUGUCUGUUCCUCCCCCCCCCCCCUCCAUUACUUUUGCAGUUUGUGUCAGUAUUUCGGAUUUUGGUCAAGAUGAGGUAAAUAUUUAAGCUGGAAAGUUUGGUGAAUCUGUACUAAAGUACGAGAAAGCUUACAUAUGAAAUGUUGCUUUUCUCUCUCUUUAAUGAAAGAGGCUUAGGUUAGUUCCCAUGUGAACUCAGUUUUCUUUCCAAGUUACUUUUAAAAAAAUAUUGAGUAUGCCUGCCCUCUGCAAGCAAGAAUUAGUUCAGAUCAGUAAAUACAUUGGAUUUGUUGAUCUCUUUAAGAGUAAAAUAGCUGAAAGGCUGGUGAUGUGUAACAGUACCACUUUUUAUAUGAUCAUCUUCAUUUAAAGGGGGGGGGGGGAGGAUGCUCAGUAUUGCAGUUUGACUUUCCUAGCAAUAAAGUGCCUAAUUUUCCAGUUUCUCCACCAUUGCAAAUUGGAUUUUCAGGCUGCUUGUGCCAAACAUCAUCUUACUUGUCACUUGGCUUCCCAGGAAUGUUACUGCUGUUUCCUUUCCAUAUUACAACUGAAUGAGAAACAGGAACACUGGUGCAGUUGUGUGAUUCUUACAUUUGAAAUGGAUUCCUUCGUUGCACAAAAUUUUAAAUGGCUGUGUUGGCAACAUGAAAUGGAAUGAAACAAUAGCAAGAUCUGCCCUCCAAGUACUCCUGUUUUGCAAAGAAUAUCUUCCUUAGAAGAGCCAGUGUUUGAGUUCAUUAAGAAUUCCUAAAUGCUACAAAAACUGGAUUUAAUAAUCGAGCCUUAAAAUGGGUUGAAAAGUAUGUAAUAAAUAUGCAAUAUUUUUCCAGUUUAAAAGGUACCAUAUUUCAAAGCUGUAUGUAUUUGAUUGCUAUCAUGUCUUAAAGUAGUUGGAUAUGAACUUCUUUAUGGGUUCCUUUGGUGCCCUGCACUGUGAACAUUUCAGGUUGUUUGUUGGUUUGUGCAUUUUUUGCUUGUAAAGUGUUUAAAAUGAGUCAUUUUAUACUUAUGUAUUCUGAAGUGCAGGUAUAUGGUUUACAUGGAUUUCUGUAAAACAAUGAAGAAAUGGCAAUUUGGUGAUUGUAAUAAAUUUUUGUUUUGUCUGAUGUGGGCAUUUUAAAAGAUGGAAAUAAACAAUCUGUGAAUUAA